Phodopus roborovskii (desert hamster) is the source of this 1532-nucleotide messenger RNA. RefSeq names its product calcium release activated channel regulator 2B (gene Cracr2b). The record is from RefSeq and is a predicted model, not a curated record. NCBI's taxonomy places the organism in Eukaryota, Metazoa, Chordata, Mammalia, Rodentia, Cricetidae. The transcript has 10 exons. Bases 161 to 1342 code for a protein of 393 amino acids. Gene Ontology annotation, molecular function: calcium ion binding.
CAAGGCCUCAAGGUUGUGGAUCCGCGCCCCUCGCAGGCUGUCGGGGUCCGGGCAGGGGCGGGGCGCGCCGCGCGUUUCCGGGAGGAGCGGCCCGUCUGCGGCAGGUGCGGCGGCGCGGCUCGCAGCUUCUCAGCACCUACUAGAGCCAAGGUUUGCUCCUAUGGCCAGCCCUGGGCAGCCUGGGCCUGGGGAGGACCCAGAGGAAGAGGAGGCAAAGGGAAUCUCAGCAGGCCAUCGUGCAGAGGUGCUGCAGCAGGCCCAGGAGCUCUUUCUACUGUGUGACAAGGAUGCUAAGGGCUUCAUCACUAGGCAGGACUUGCAGGGUCUGCAGAGUGAUCUUCCCCUAACGCCUGAGCAGCUGGAGGCUGUGUUUGAAAGUCUGGACCAGGCCCACACUGGCUUCCUCACAGCCCGGGAGUUCUGUCUAGGCCUGGGGAAGUUUGUGGGGGUGGAGUCGACCCACGGUGGGUCCUCCUUGAGGACUCCUGAGGAAACCUUUGAGUCAAGCACAGGGGGCUCUCUGGAGGAGGACAACGAUGUUGAGACAUUCUGCACUUCCUUAGAGAAGCUGGGAGUGGCCCGGGUCCUGGGCGAGCAAUGGGCUGUGAGAACACUCUGGGUCCGACUGCAGCGCGAGCGACCCGAGCUGUUGGGCUCUCUGGAGGAAGUUUUGAUGCGCGCAUCAGCCUGCCUGGAGGCGGCGGCCCGGGAACGCGACGGUUUGGAGCAGGCACUGCGGCGGCGGGAGAGUGAGCACGAGAGGGAGGUGCGCGGACUCUACGAAGAGCUGGAGCAGCAUUUCGGGGAGCAGCGACACAACGGCCAGAGCCAGAAACUGCUCCGGAAGGAACAGAGGGGCCACCUGGAGCUGGAACUGCAGACCCGCGAGCAGGAGCUGGAGCGCGCAGGCCUGCGGCAGCGGGAACUGGAACAGCAGCUGCUGGCCCGGACUGCGGAACAGCUAGAGGCACAGGCCCAGCACAGCCAGCUGCGUAGGGCCUAUGAGGUGAUAAGAGCACAGCUGGAUCAGGCGCAGGAGCAGCUCAGCCGACUGGAGGGUGAAGCACAGGGUCGUCAGGAGCAAACCCAAAGAGAUGUUGUUGCUGUCUCCAGGAACAUGCAGAAGGAGAAACUCAGUCUCCUAAGGCAGCUGGAGUUGCUGAGGGAGCUAAAUCUGCGGCUUCGAGAUGAGAGAGAUGCCUGUGAGACUAAGCUGCUGGGCAGUAGCCACAGGAAGGCUCUAACUAUUGCCCACAAGCCGGGACCCACCAACUGCUGCUGCUGCUGUGGCUGGGCUCGGCCCCCUAGACGAGGCUCUGGCCAUCUUCCUAGUGCCCGAUGACCAGCCUCAAAUGACUCACUUCCUUAUCUAGAAGGGGACUGGUUGUAGGUGGCCGUUGCCUGCUAGGUAUGUGGCUCUAGCCAGAAAGCAUCACCUGCCAGAAAGAACUGAGCUCUGAAUGGCCAAAGUCUCCAUCCUGUCUUCAUUUCUGUUUAGCUGACCAAUAAAGGCCACUGGCCACUGUGCACUC